Molecule: messenger RNA, 670 nt
Organism: Portunus trituberculatus (swimming crab)
Lineage: Eukaryota; Metazoa; Arthropoda; Malacostraca; Decapoda; Portunidae
Product: cuticle protein 7-like
Exons: 3
Coding region: 87-569 (160 amino acids)
Cellular component (GO): extracellular matrix
Source: RefSeq, a predicted model, not a curated record
AGAGAAUCACCACCACCACCACCACCACCACCACCACCACCACCACCACUACUACUACUACUACUAUUACUACUAUUACUACAAAAAUGAUACCAGCUUUACAAGCGUUGGUCGUGGUGGGCGUGACUGCAGUGGUGACGGGGGCGCCCACCCCUGACUCACCCCCCCUCUAUGGACCCCCAGUGCGCCCCCCACACCCACAACCCCGCCCAGCCCAACCUUAUAAGGAAGAACCGGCCAAACCGUACGCCUUCGAUUACGGUGUCCGGGAUGCACAUUAUGGCGCCAACUUCGGACACAAGGAGACCAGUGACGGGAACUCCAUAACCGGAUCCUACCAGGUGGCGUUACCGGACGGCCGGGUACAGACGGUGAAGUAUGUAGCGGACCACGUUAAUGGAUUCAGUGCUCAGGUGUCCUACGAGGGAGAAGCGGCCUACCCACAGGUGUAUAAAGGUUCACAGGGUUAUAAUGCAAAACCGCAUCCGAAUCCGGCCUCGUCUUAUCCGGAUCCGAACCAGCCUCGUGUUAAUCAAGAUCUUUAUUCUCCGCCUGUUUAUUCGCUUUAGUUUGUUUGUGUUUGUGUGUUUGUUUGUGUUUUUUUUUAGAUUUGUAAGAAGGAUAAGGAAAUGAAAUAUAAAAUGUGGAAUAAAGAAAAUGGUAAAGAAAA